UCUGCUUUAGGUGCAUAUAAAGUUACUCAAGAUUCCAGUCCUGAAGUAGAAUUAGAUCAUAGCAAUAGUGUAGGUGAUGAACGCGAAGAAAGACAGUGGCAGAGAGAGCAGGCAGAAAUAGCAUGGCAGAGAGAAAGAGAGAAGCGUGAGUGGGAACGCAAAGAGAGACAGUUUAAAUUAAAACAACAGGAGAUAGAGUUACAAAAAUUACAGCUAGAAAGCCAGAAUAAGUCAUCCGAUCAUUCUACCCCUUAUUUUGAUGUAACUAAACACAUUAGGAUGGUUCCACCGUUCCAGGAACGGGAAGUCGAUAAGUACUUUUUACAUUUCGAGAAGGUUGCCAAAAACUGCAACUGGCCGAAGGAAAGUUGGACAAUGCUCUUGCAAAGUGUCCUCCUAGGGAAAGCUCGGGAAAUUUUUUCACAGCUUACGGUAGAAGAUUCCGGAGAGUACGAUACGGUAAAGCGACUAAUUCUGAAGGGGUACGAGUUGGUUCCCGAAGCGUAUCGCCAAAAAUUCCACAUUUUAGGCAAAUCAAGUAAUAAAACCUUUGUGGAAUUUGCGCAAGAAAAGGCUCAGCUUUUCGAUCGCUGGUGCACAUCAGAAAAUGUGGAGAAUAAAUACGAUCGUUUACGCGAGUUGAUUUUGAUUGAGGAAUUUACAAAUUGUCUUAGUAAUGAUGUUAGAACUUUCGUGACUGACAAAAAACCGGAAACACUAAGUGACGCAGCAUGUUUGGCAGAUAAUUUCUUGCUAACACACAAAUUUUCGACCACGGGUAUAAAAUCAAAUAUGUUUCCUUCUCGCGGCAACAGCCUUGCAUUUGACAAUAAAUGUCUGCCACCUCCUAGGCAAUUUCAGGGACGAUAUCCAGGCAAUGAUUUUAGCUCUUUCAACAACAAACCACGCAAUGGACCGCCAGAAUCUUGGCGUAGACCAUCACCAUUUAAGUCAAUUGUUUGUGAUUAUUGUAAACGAAGUGGUCACACAAGGUCUGAAUGUCAUUCGCUUAAAUUUAACAGACCACCACCAAAACCAACACGUUUUAUUUCUUCGUCAAACACGAAACCAGAAUUUCAUAGUUUAUACGAGCGGCAGCAACAACCAAAGCAACAUGUCGUUGAGAGUAAACAAUAUAUUCACAAGGGUCAAUAUAUUGACCCUAGUAUGGACACAUUUAAGCCAUUUAUAUUUGAUGGUUCUGUAUCGCUCUCAAAUGACCAAUCAAAUGUUUAUUUACCAAUCAAGAUAUUGCGAGAUACAGGUGCUUCACAAUCGUUGAUACUAACCAGAACAUUACCAUUUUCUACAAAUUCGUAUUCGGGCAAAAAUGUUUUGAUAUGCGGCGUUAACUCCAAAGACUAUCGUUCAAUGGUGACAGGCGAUGUUUCCUUAGGCGUGAUUGAGUCUUUACCUUUUGAUGGGAUACAUUUGUUAUUAGGAAACGAUUUAGCUGGCGAUAAAGUUACAGUUAACCCAAUUUUAACAAACAAACCAUGUCUUUCUCAACAGCCUGAUCCGGUUGAACAAGUUAUUCCAGAUUUAUAUCCUUCAUGUGCGGUUACUACAGCCAUAAAAAAACGGCAAGAUCAUGAGAUAGAUAAUGUGCGAGCAGAUGAAAUUGACAUGUCUGACACUUUUCUUUCAAAAGUAUCUGAAAAUUUGGAUGCAAAUGAUAAUCAAAGUAGUUUUUCAAAAUCUAGCCCUAUUAGAGAGCAACAAAAUGAUCCUGAGAUUUCUGCGCUUUACCAAAAGUCUUCAGACGAGAUGGAUGCCACAGGCGGUCCUGUGUGCUAUUUUAUUAAAAACGGAGUGUUAAUGAGGAAAUGGCGACCCCUUUAUGUUUCUGCCGAUAACGAAUGA
This is a messenger RNA of Paramuricea clavata, 1863 nucleotides long. The record is from the annotation of a GenBank genome assembly. NCBI's taxonomy places the organism in Eukaryota, Metazoa, Cnidaria, Anthozoa, Malacalcyonacea, Plexauridae.